Molecule: messenger RNA, 1896 nt
Organism: Nicotiana attenuata
Lineage: Eukaryota; Viridiplantae; Streptophyta; Magnoliopsida; Solanales; Solanaceae
Exons: 10
Coding region: 1-1896 (631 amino acids)
Source: RefSeq, a predicted model, not a curated record
AUGGUGAUCGAAGAUGAAUCUAGACAGUGUCCUGAUAUAGGCGCAAUAAUUGAUAAGAAUGAACCAGUAGCUAUGCAGGUUGGUCGUAGUGGAAGUAAUCCAGGUGCUCGAUGCCCUUCUAGUUGUGACUUGCAGGAUGCUUUUGCUAGAAAGGGACCAUUCUUCACAGAGGAACAAUACAAGCAGAUUUUAGCAUUGUUGAAUAAGGAACCAACUGACAAUCAACACAACACGGAUAAUCAAAGCAAUAUGGCAGGUGCCAUACAUCACAUAGCUGCAUCUAUGGAUUUAUUAACAAAUGAUAACACUAGGACGGAAUCUAAGGACACAGUACAUUUGCCUACUGGAGAUAAGAUCCUUGUUUCUCAUACAGGCCAUGCAUAUUUAUUUGGUAUCGAGGUUAUAAAAGGAUCUUUACAGUGGCAGGUGAAGGGGAUUAGUAGGGAGACAGGCGAUUUGUACAUUGUCAAAGGUAGCAGUAAUAACAGUAAUAGAGAUUGCAAUGUAGCAGCAACAUCGCAUAUACCUGAUGACAGGUUGCCCUCCUCAGCUAUUAAAGGGAAAAGUCCUUAUGAGAUGCUAUAUGCAAAGCCUCCAUCCUUAACUCACCUGAGAGUGAUAGGGUGCUUGUGUUUCGCUUCAGUUGUUCCCAAAGGAGAUAAGUUCGCUGCAAGAGCAAAGGAGUCUGUGUUCCCUUUUGCAAAACAACAGGAGAUUUCCAUUAGUCACAACCCUCCUAUUGACAACUUGGGUUCUGGCAUAUUUGAUGUUGGAGUGCCAUCUAUAGGUGUUGCAGACAGUUCACAAGACAUAUGUCAAGGUUCAGAUGUGGAUCAAGGUUUAGCUAUACUUACAACUGACAAUAUAGUUAAAGGCAAUACAGAAAGAGACAAUGAGUUGCAGGAAAGCUCACCAUCAGAAAAGAUCACUCCAGUCAUACAGGAAGAUGAACCUCAUGCUCUUAAUCAAGACGUGACUACUGAUGCUGCACAUAUUCCACUGAGAAAAUCCUCCAGGACCUCCAUACAGCCUAUUUGGCUAAGAGACUAUGUUACAACACAGAAAGGAACCAGUAAAUAUCACAUCACCAACUACAUAUCCUAUGACAAAGUCACACCAAAGUACCAAAGCUAUUUGGCCAAGUUCUCUAUAUUUGUUGAGCCCGGAUCUUUCAAACAAGCUGCCAAAGAUGCUAGAUGGAUUGAGAUAGAUGUCUAUAAUGCCUUUUUGCAAGGUGAUCUUUAUGAAGAGCUUUACAUGGAUAUUCCUGAAAGUUUUAGGAGGAGCAAUGAUCAGCUGAUUGCUGAGGCAAAGGAGAUACUCCAUCAGCAGUUCAAGCUAAAAGACUUAGGUGAACUCAAGUACUUCUUGGGCAUUGAAAUCUUAAGGUCAACAACUGGGGUAGUUUUGAAUCAAAGGAAGUAUGUGCGAGAAUUCAUUUCUGAAAUGAGACUAAGUGGUGCCAAGCUAGCAAUCACCCCUUUGGAGACCAAUAUCAAGUUAACUACAAUUGCAUAUGAUCAGCCAACAGGUUCUGCAAACGAUUCGCCUUUAGAAGAUCACCCUAAGAAGUCCCACUGGGAGGCUGCUCUUAAGGUGGUUAGUUACCUGAAGAGUGCUCCUAGCCAAGCUUGCCCCAAUACUAGGAGAUCAAUAACAGGUUAUGUGGUAAAAUUUGGUGACUCUCUCAUUUCAUGGAAGUCAAUGAAGCAACAACCAGUUUCCAAAAGUUCAGCUGAAGCUGAAUAUCGUAGCAGGGCUUCAGCUGUAGCAGAAGUCACUUGGUUGCUUGUUCUGUUUCAAGAGCCGGGAGUUCUCAUCAAGCUUCCUGUUCUUGUGCAAUGUGACAGCAAAUCCGCUAUACAAUUGGCUGCUAAUCCUAUUUUUCACGAAUGA